AUGGGCAGCCAAAGAACCCCAUCAUCCGGGUACCGACCGCCUCCUACCCGGCCUCUUGCCUCAGUUUCCAGAACCCAGGAUGGCCCUGCAGCAAGCAGGGGUCUUGCUGGUGGCUGCCAGGGUACCGCAGCCCAGGGUGUACAGCAGGACCAGCUGUGGAGGGAGCUUGUGGAAGCCGAAGUUCGAGGCCAGCAGCGUUGGGCUGAGAAUUGGGGUUUUCUGAAAGACUGCGACCCUUUGGGAAAUAAGAAGGAGCCUGAGAAGCUCCCUGAAGACGUGCCCUUCUUCUCAGACACACUCCCCAGCUCCACGAGCCGGGAGGUGGGCAGUAGGGUGGACACGGCCCUGGGGAGAGCCCUCAUCCACAUGGAUUUCUUCUUCACGGAAGGCACGCGGAAGAAGAAGCUGGAGGAUGGGCUGCAGCCAUUGUAG
Messenger RNA from Arvicola amphibius (Eurasian water vole), 432 nucleotides. It is a transcript of the gene Cimip5, whose product is annotated as chromosome 2 C2orf50 homolog. The transcript is spliced from 3 exons. NCBI's taxonomy places the organism in Eukaryota, Metazoa, Chordata, Mammalia, Rodentia, Cricetidae. The record is from RefSeq and is a predicted model, not a curated record. The coding region runs from base 1 to 432 and encodes 143 amino acids.